AUGCCGGUCAAAUUUCAAUACAUGCAACUGUGUGGAAUUUCAUUAAUAAUAUCUGGAUUUUUGAUAUUAUGCGAUUGGCCAAAAGUAUUAUUAUCACGAUUAAUUUUACCGAUUGUGGGUUCACAAAAUUUACCGCAACCACCAUUAUAUUAUGCAGCCUUAGUGCUGCUUGGUACUGGAUUGAUAAUAUGUUCAGCAGCCGUAUUGGGAUGUUGGUCUGCUUGUAUUUUUAAUUAUUUUAUUUUAACGAUUUUAGUUUUAAUAUUAUUACUAAGCGAAUGUAUAAUUUAUGGAAUGUUGUGGCUAUGGCCUGGAUGUAUUGGGUUAACUGUAUCUCCAACGUAUUUAGCAAGAACAUUACAAAGAAAUUAUGGCAAAACGGGGUUUGAACAAUAUACAGCCGCUGUGGAUUAUGCUCAAACUAACCUAAAUUGUUGUGGUAUCACAUCGAGUUUGGAUUAUGAUGCAUCCAUAUGGAAAUUACAUGGUGUAGCAAAAAUGGAAAAUGGUGUUCCUAUGACUUGUUGCAUUAUAACAAAUAUUCAUGAUCCAAUGGCUUAUAUGAGACCAUUACCAUUGAAUCAAACUAAAUGUCAGAUUUCUGAAGCGCAGAAAAAUGUUGGGUUUAGACAUCAAGAAGGAUGUUCGAAUAAAUUAAAAAAAUGGUAUGAAAAACAAUAUGGAUCAUUUUUUAUCGCCGGAAUAUUUGUUAUAUUGAUAGAAUUUUUUGUGCUAUUAAUAAUUUUAUUAGCUUGUACACGAGUAAAUCGUUCACGAUUAAAUGAUCAUAAUUCAAAUUCAAAUGAUUCACGAUCAACGCGCGGUGUUUAUAAUUUAUCAGAUUUACAAGCACAAUCAAUGAUGUGGUAA
Molecule: messenger RNA, 870 nt
Organism: Chrysoperla carnea
Lineage: Eukaryota; Metazoa; Arthropoda; Insecta; Neuroptera; Chrysopidae
Gene: Tsp68C
Product: tetraspanin-36
Exons: 6
Coding region: 1-870 (289 amino acids)
Cellular component (GO): membrane
Source: RefSeq, a predicted model, not a curated record